This is a messenger RNA of Myripristis murdjan (pinecone soldierfish), 1305 nucleotides long. It is a transcript of the gene naxe, whose product is annotated as NAD(P)HX epimerase. NCBI's taxonomy places the organism in Eukaryota, Metazoa, Chordata, Actinopteri, Holocentriformes, Holocentridae. Gene Ontology annotation, cellular component: mitochondrion. The coding region runs from base 175 to 1026 and encodes 283 amino acids. Gene Ontology annotation, molecular function: NAD(P)HX epimerase activity. The record is from RefSeq and is a predicted model, not a curated record. The transcript is spliced from 7 exons.
CCAAAGCAGGAAGUGUCGCGAGCUGCUGAUGCAGGAGUGUCUGCCCGGCCCCUGAGCCUUACUAUUAAAGUGCAUUAUUUGCUUCGUAAGUGCUGCCAUUGCUUUAUUUACAUGGACAAAGGUGCAUUUAAAGUUAACCGGGGAAAACUAACGUCUGGUUUUUGACCCACCUGGAUGUUGGGUGUUCGGGCUCUGUUUGGGAUCGGGUUCCUGGUGACCUCACGGGCCACAGCAGUCCUCGCUCGGACCGGGACAUGCCCGCUGGCCGCUGCAGCGAGUAGCCACCAGACACAGUGUUUGAGCAGGAGACACACAUCCACCAUGGCUCAGACGAUUAAAUACCUCGGGCAGGAGGAGGCCCAGCACAUCGAUGAGGAGCUCUUCAGUGAAUACGGCUUCAGCGUGGACCAGCUGAUGGAGCUGGCCGGGCUCAGCUGCGCCACCGCAGUCACCAGGGCGUAUCCUGCCAGCUCUCUGCUCAAGGCCAGACCCACACUGCUCGUGAUCUGCGGCCCAGGAAACAACGGGGGCGACGGCCUGGUCUGCGCAAGACAUCUCAAACUUUUUGGUUACGAGCCCACCAUCCUGUACCCAAAGAGGCCAAACAAACCGCUGUUCCAGGGUCUGACCACGCAGUGCGAGAAAAUGGAGAUUCCUUUCCUGACCGAGAUGCCUGAGGCCAAGGUGAUCGAUGAGGCUUACAACCUGGUGAUAGACGCCAUCUUCGGCUUCAGCUUCAAGGGGGCGGUGAGGGAGCCUUUCGGGUCCAUCCUGGACGUGCUGAAGAAAACCACCGUGCCCGUGGCCAGCAUCGACAUCCCCUCAGGCUGGGACGUGGAGCAGGGCAGUGCCGAUGGGCUCCAGCCCGACAUGCUCAUCUCUCUCACGGCGCCCAAGAAAUCCGCCUCGCUCUUCAGAGGACGCUACCACUUCCUGGGAGGGCGCUUCGUCCCGCCGGCCCUGGAGAGGAAAUACCAGCUCAACCUGCCUCGGUACCCCGACACGGACUGUGUGUUACAGCUGUAGGAGAUCCGGCGAAACGGUGAAAACAUUUUAGGGCUCGUGCUGAGAAGUUUCUCGGGAUGCAGGAAGGGUGUUGUCUUCCAAUCUGGUUUGGCUGGCGCACGCUCAGCGACUGGUUGUGACCCCACAGCUGUAAAUCUGUAUCAUCCCUUUAAUCAGGGCCUGGUUUUUCUCUUUUUUUUUUUUCUUUUUUUUUCUGUGAGAGCACAUUCACCACCAAGCUGACCCCCUUGUAUGUCUGCUUGAGCAAAUUAAAAAUAAUAAAUUUAAAUUAAAAUCAAA